Nicrophorus vespilloides is the source of this 2181-nucleotide messenger RNA. RefSeq names its product IgA FC receptor-like. The transcript has 2 exons. The coding region runs from base 1 to 2181 and encodes 726 amino acids. The record is from RefSeq and is a predicted model, not a curated record. Lineage: Eukaryota; Metazoa; Arthropoda; Insecta; Coleoptera; Silphidae.
AUGGAGAAAAGCAUUCGCAAUUUAAUUAACCAAUUUGAAGUACUUUCAAAUUCCUUGGCGCAAGAAAAAAGUACACCAAUUCGAAAACCAAUUAAACAAUUGUCCACUCAACAAGUAUUUACUACGUCAGUUGCGGCAUCUCCAGAACCACCGAAAGCCGUUUACGUAUCCAAUGUUGGAAAUAAGAAUGUCAGCGGAAAGUUGAACAGUAUUAACCAGGAUAUAGCAGAUUUGCUUAAUGAAAUCAACGAAAGUCCGGACAUUAGCCAUGAGAAAUUCAUUGAAAUUCUGCAGGUGCUCGUGGAAAACUUGAUAUCCCUUGGUUGUAUAGAUGUUGAAGGUAACUACAAUUUGAAACAGAAGAAAGCCGCGUGCUUCUCAAGAAUUCAGGAAUGCAAUACCGAAUUAAUGAAGACCAAAUCGUACGAGGCGUUAACCCCGAAGAAAAACUUACAGAAAAGUAAAUCUUUAAGUGAAUUACCUGAAGAAGUAGAAAAAGAACAUGUAGCCGUUCCGGAGGUUCAAGAAGAAGAAAUUCACGUUUCCUUUAAAUCUGUUAAGUUGAUGAAAAAUCUUUUCGAUAGUAAGGAAAACAUCAACGAUCCACCGAAUUUUAGUGUAAAUAAAGCAUUGAAAAGAAGCGCAAGUUUCUCUGUAAAUAAUCCAUCGGUUUAUGUAGAAGCUAAAACGUUAAUUGGAAAUAAAAUUGCAAACCUCAAGCAUGUCCAAGAAAUAGAAGAACAAAAGGAAGAAGUGGAAGAAAACGAUAUUUCGGUAGUAUCAGAAAGUCUCCAGAAACCUUCCAACUUGAAGACAUCAGCGAAGAUCAUUGAACUAACAAUGCAAGAAGUAAAUGAUGUUGAUGAUGAAGAAAUUAAAGAAUCAAAUGAAGAUGAUAAACACAUUAUACAAGAACAACCUAAGAAUAUCAUUGAAAAAACUAUUUGUAAUCUGAAAAAGCUUGAUGAAGUCAAAACUAUAGAAUCCCAUGAAUCUAUAAAACAAAUUUCGCUAGAACAACCAAAGAAUAUUAUCGAAGAAACUCUUAGUAAGCUGAAAAAAGUUGACGAAGAAAAAAUCAUAGAAUCCCAUGAAGAAAUUCCACAGGAACAAACGAAGAAAAUUAUCGAGGAAACUCUUAGUAAUCUGAAGAAGGUUCCUAAGCAUACAGAAGAAACUCAUGUUGCAGAAGAAGAUUCAAAUAUAAAGGUGGAUGAACAAAGAUUAUUAAAACCAUCAAGUCUGAAAGCACCCAAUGAAGAAAGAAUAAAACACGAAGAAUCUGUUGAGAAUGUGCAGCCAAAGAGCGAUGAAGCUGUAACAGCAAAAAAUGACAAACUUACUGAAAAUAUACAGUCAAACGAAAAUUCUUCAGCCUUAACUUCUUUUAGUCUCUUAAAGAACAUACUAAACACGCAAGGACAAUCUAAGAAUAAUGAGAAUGAAGUUGAAAUUGGAGAGCAAGUAGACGUGGAAUUUGUGACAUCAGAAUUUGAUGAGCUUUGCGAUGAAAAUGAAAUAGAUGAAGAUACCGACAAGUUGUUCAAUGAUUUAAUCAAAAGCGAAGACUUAGCACCUGUUUCAAGAGAUUCUGAAUGUUCUAUGGACACCGUUAUUAGCGUUGAUACCAAAGAAGCCACAGAAGAAAUUGAUGUAGAUCCAGUAUUGCAAAAUGCUGUGUAUUCAAAGAUUCCGGAAAUAGCAAUUUGUCCUGCUGCUCCCGAAGGAUACGAAAAUGAAAAUAAUGAUUCAUAUGUUAGGCCACCUGGAAUACAAAUUUGUCCUCGAGCUCCUGAAGGAUAUAUAAGCCCUUAUGAUGAUCCUAAUACAGUUCCUGAAGGAGAUGAAUAUUCAGAACUCAGAAAAUUAACAGAACAAUCAAUUCAAAACGAGGUAACUGAGAAUGAAAAUGAUGACGAUUCAAAUCAAUUACGGGUUACGCAAAUCCCGAAGGAGUCUUUGUCCACAUUAACUGAUGAAGAUAAACAAGAACAAGCUAUACUAUUUGAAAUUGAUCAUUUGUUUAACGAUUUGAAUCAAUACAAGGAUAUUGUAGAUACAUUUGAUUCUAGCAAAGAUCUUUCUAAAGUAGAAGAGAUUGAAAUGCAGUUGUACAUGUUGUUGGAGCGAUUAGAAAAGAUACAAUCUAUAAAUGAUAAAACAGACAAAUUGAAAUUAUGA